CAUUUUCAAGAAUCCGCCAUAUUCAAACUUCCGCCGAUACUGUGUGUGUGCAAUUGUCAUUGUUGUCAUCGUCCGUCUGUUUCUUUGUUCAAAUAAGGGCUGUUUACCGUCGCUUCCAUUCUCUGUCGAUUACUUGGCUGCACCCCCGUUGUGAUAUAGGUGUUAAAAAACGACCAAGCGACCCAAAAUGGAAGAAAGUGAGGAAGUUAUCGGGAGCACGACGACGGAGAACAAAAAGCAGACACUUCGCAGGGUGCCAUCGAGGACAUCUACCACCAGUAUUAUCAGUGCUGCAGAGUUAUCUCCCGAAACAGCAAGGAGGAACAACUCCAAAAAACCUCCACUGCAGAGAGGCAGCUCCUUCACCUUUCUCACUCCAGGGACACCUUGGGACUUCAGUCUAAAAAGAAAGCGCAAAGAGAAGGACGACGAUACGGUCAGCCUGUCCAGCUUUGACCUCAAGGAGCCUAAUAACAAGCGCGUGCGACCUCUGUCCAAGGUGUCGUCCUUGGCAAACUUGAUCUCUCCUUCAAAGAAUGGGGCCGUCCGCCGCUUUGGCCAGACAAUCCAGUCAAUGUCAUUACGUAGUGACAGCAAGUCACCAGGGUUGUCCCGCAAGGCCAGCAAGGCAGUGGGUCCAACUCCCACCAAACGGAGAAACAGCACUCUGUGGUCUGAGACACUGGAUGUCCAUCAGAAGAGCACAUUCUCCGCCAAAGAGAUCAAGAGACAAGAGGCAAUUUAUGAGCUUUACAGGGGAGAACAGGAUCUCAUUGAAGAUCUCCAACUUGCACGGAAGGCGUACCAUGAUCCUAUGCUAAAACUUUCUAUUAUGACUGAGGAGGAGCUGGCUCAUAUUUUUGGUGACCUGGAUGCCUACAUCCCCUUGCAUGAGGACCUACUGAGGAAGCUGACAGAGGGAACAGGCCCCAAUGGGACAGUAGGCCAGAUUGGACAGAUAGUAACAGACUGGUUGCCUGGCCUGAAUGCUUACAAGGACUACUGCAGCAACCAGUUGGCAGCCAAAGCACUGCUAGACCAGAAAAAGCAGGACAGGCGGGUCCAGGACUUCCUGCAGCGCUGCCUCGAGUCGCCCUUCAGCAGGAAGCUUGACCUCUGGAGCUUCCUCGACAUCCCACGUUCACGCUUGGUGAAAUACCCACUGCUGCUGCGGGAGAUCCUCAGACACACUCCUCCUGAUCACCCAGACGUUGCCAAUCUGGAGAGAGCUAUUACAAUAAUCCAGGGGGUUCUAUCUGACAUCAACAUGAGGAAAGGGGAGUCAGAGUGCCAAUAUUAUAUAGACAAGCUGGAGUAUCUUGACGAUAAGCAGCGGGACCCUCUUAUCGACAGCUGUAAGACCCUUCUGUGCCAUGGUGAACUGCGGAACAAGAGCGGCUCGAAGCUGCAUGUGUUCCUCUUUUCUGAGUUACUGGUUCUGACCCGGCCAGUGACACGAAACGAGAGGAGCUGCUUCCAGGUAUAUCGGCAGCCUAUCCCAGUCAGGGACUUGAAUGUAGAAGACCUGCAGGAUGGAGAGAUCCGAAUGGGGGGUUCCUUCAGAGGGGCUUUCACCAAUGGGGAGAAAGCUAAGAAUGUAUUCCGUGUGAGCUCCAUGGAUCCAUCCCAUGGCCAGUCCCACACCCUGCAGGUCAAUGAUGUCUACCACAAGCAGCAGUGGCUCAACUGCCUACGCAGUGCAAUGGCCCAGCACCAGGGGGCUCCACUCAGGCCUCAGGGUGAAGCUGUCAGAGCCAAGCGCCGCUCCUCCACUAUAUCAAACAGCAUCUAUGAUGAAGACACAGACGAGAACUGCCCCCAUGUCUCAGGUGCUAACCUCGGACCCCGUACACACUCCAAGACCAGACUGGACAAGAAGUUUCGUGGCUCACUAAAGAGGAAGGAGACUGAGGUGUAGACCCUAGAGUUGGGUGGGGGUAUUGGGGGAGAGGGGUCGGGCUCAGACAGGCACUCGGAGAGCAUAUGUAAAAAUUGUCCUGGUCAUGUGGGUCUGCCAAUGAAUGUCCAUGCAUCCAUUAUUUCAGUGCUUUUGCUCAGCAAAUAGUCAAUGAAUUGUCAUUGUCUUAAUAGCAGCAGUGAUUUUAAAAAGAAAAAAAAAACUCCGUCCAUGUGUAUAUUAAAUUUUAGUCUUAUCUCAUUAAGAAGGCGUAUUUAGUUUACAAAAAAGUAAGAUGUGCCAAUGUGACUGAAAUGUAUGUUUACAGCAGAAAAACCUGUGUUGAAUUAGGGUUUCAAGUGUUUUCAUAAGUUAAAACAAGCAAAAAUGUUUUAUACCACUUGUAGCGCUUAAGAAUUUGUUUCACUGUUGAUUCCAAACUCAUUGAUUUCUUUAAACAUUUGAUUAGUUUAUUUCAUCAUUUUGUAAUCAUGCCUCUAAAUGUAUUGUCUGUUGCAUGACAGCAUGUGCGUUGAAGCGUUAUCUGUCUCCAGAUAAAGGGAAGUUUCAACUGACUGGUUAAGUGUGGUCUGCUGGAGGAAGCACAGUUUGGUGAAAUGAGAGACUGAGGAAGUGUCUUUGAGAUCUCAAUGUAACAAGCAGGACACUGCUGAGAGCAGACAGCUGAGAUACAUUGAGGCAAGGACAUCUCUUAAAAAUUGAAGUAAAAUCUAGUGGCAUGUGAUGCACAGAUGUUUAAUUAAAAUAAAACCAUCACGUAUUCUGCA
Myripristis murdjan (pinecone soldierfish) is the source of this 2685-nucleotide messenger RNA. RefSeq names its product neuroepithelial cell-transforming gene 1 protein. The transcript has 12 exons. Lineage: Eukaryota; Metazoa; Chordata; Actinopteri; Holocentriformes; Holocentridae. Gene Ontology annotation, molecular function: guanyl-nucleotide exchange factor activity. The record is from RefSeq and is a predicted model, not a curated record. Gene Ontology annotation, biological process: intracellular signal transduction; positive regulation of Rho protein signal transduction. The coding region runs from base 188 to 1918 and encodes 576 amino acids.